Messenger RNA from Ctenocephalides felis (cat flea), 1218 nucleotides. RefSeq names its product trypsin-1-like. NCBI's taxonomy places the organism in Eukaryota, Metazoa, Arthropoda, Insecta, Siphonaptera, Pulicidae. Gene Ontology annotation, biological process: proteolysis. Gene Ontology annotation, molecular function: serine-type endopeptidase activity. The transcript has 8 exons. The record is from RefSeq and is a predicted model, not a curated record. The coding region runs from base 1 to 1218 and encodes 405 amino acids.
AUGUUUUCAGGUUUCAGAGUAUACCAUGGUUAUAGUCAAUAUGAUAUUUUACCAUCAUGGUUAAAUUCUACAAAUAAUAAUAUACAUAUACAUUUGCAACAAGAAAAUAGCAACAAAUCUGAAAUUAAAAUUUUGGAAAUUGCAACAAACCAAACCGAUGAAUUUCACCAAGUUUGCAACAAAACAUUGGCAGAUGGAUCCACAAGAUUUUGUCGACAUUUUCGUUUUUGCAUUUUGCCAGAGUUUAUGCAAAAUUUUACAAAAUACGAAGAAAUUGCUUGCGAAAUCGAUAACAGAUACGCAGGAGUCUGUUGUCCAGAGGAUUUAAACGAACGGUUCUUUUUUCCUACAAAAUCGCCCCAGGAAGCCCCAUCGUGGGGCGAACGACCCACAGAGUUACCUUUGGGUCCUCCGCCUCAGAAUGGAGGACAACAGAAGCCUUAUAAAGGUUGUGGUACAAGUUCGGCCCGUGGCCCUUUGCGUAUAGCAGGUGGCCAACCUGCAAAUCCUGGCCGUUGGCCAUGGAUGGCAGCACUGUUCAGGCAUUCUCAAAGCUUCUCGAACACAGGACCUUUGGAACUAUUUUGUGGAGGCUCUUUGAUUACAGAUAGACACGUUCUGACAGCUGCUCAUUGCACAAAUAGAAUGAGGCCGCGAGACCUGUUCGUCCGUCUAGGCGAAACAGAUCUCUCCUCAACCAGACCAGAAGGAUCUUUCACUGUUGCCGAAAUCCGCCAACAUCGAUCUUUCGAUCCUUCAUCCUACGAGCACGACAUAUCGAUUAUCCGACUAUCAAAACCAAUUCGAUCUUAUGACCUUAGAAUAUCUCCAGUCUGUCUGCCGCCAAUUGGCAGCACUUGGGAGAACGAGAUGGCUGUGGUCACUGGUUGGGGCAGUUCCUAUUAUGGAGGUCCUUUGAAUAAAGGCGGUUUGAGGGAAGUUGCGGUGCCUGUUUGGAACCAGAGGGAUUGUACUAAUGCUUUUGCGCACCAGAAGCUGGUGAGCUCGGUUUUGUGUGCGAGCAGUAAACGAGGAGGAAAGGACAGUUGUCAGGGUGACAGUGGCGGUCCCUUAGUCCACAAACUAUCAACAAACGGUCGUUGGGUUCUCAUUGGUGUCGUCAGUUGGGGAAUACGAUGUGGUGAGCCAGGAAAACCAGGAGUCUACACAAGGGUCAACUCUUAUUUGGAUUGGAUCGUUAGAAAUGCAGUUUUUUAG